AUGUCCAUGGAAGCUCACAACGAAUUCUUAAAGCCCUUCGAAGCCCGCCGUCUAGCCAUGAAGGAAUCCGAAAAGGAUGAAAUUCUAUUGAUCGAAAACGCUCACAGAUUCGUCAUGUUCCCAAUCAAGUAUCAUGAAAUUUGGGCCGCCUACAAGAAGGUGGAAGCUGCCUUCUGGACCGCUGAAGAAAUCGAAUUGGAAAAGGAUGUUCAAGAUUUCCAAAAAUUGACCGACGAUCAAAAGCAAUUCCUAGCAAGAUUAUUGGCAUUAUUGACCGUCUCUGAAGAUGUCAUUAAUAAGCAUAUCAUUGAAAAAUUCUCCGCUCAAUUGCAAAACCCUGAAGGUAAGAGUUUCUACGGGUUCCAAAUCAUGAUGGAAAACAUUUACGAUGAAGUUUACUCCAUGAUGGUCGAUACCUUCUUUAAUGGUCCUGAAAAGGUCCCAUUCUUCAAGGAAGUACCAUCUUUACCUGAACAAAAGGAAAAAGUAGAUUACAUUAACAGAUGGAUUAAGAAUCAAGAUUCUUUGUACGCUGAAAGAUUGGUCGCUUUGGCCGCUAAGGAAGGUAUCUUCUUCUCUGGUGUUUACGCCGCUUUGGGUUGGUUAGGUCAAACUGGGUUCCCAGGUUUAACUACAGCAAACAAAUCCAUUUGUAGAGAUAAGGGUGCUUACUCAGAUUUCAACUGUUUGUUAUUUGCUCAUUUGAAGCAAAAACCAGAUGCUAAGAUUAUUGAAAAAAUUAUCUUGGAAGCUGUGGAAAUUGAAAAGAAUGUCUUAAAGAACGUUUUGAAAGUGGACAAGUUUGGUGUCGAUGCUGCUUUGAUUAACCAAUACGUCGAAUUCACCGCCGAUGGUCUAUUAUCUUCCUUUGGUAACCAAAAGGUAUUCAACGUUAACAACCCAUUCGAUUUCAUGGAAGGUGCUACCGCUAUCGGUAAGUCUAACUUCUUUGAAAAGAAGGUUUCAGAUUUCACUCAAUCUGCUGAAAACACUAAGAAGGCCGCUGAUAACAACAUCAACUUUAACGAAUCCUUCUAA
Naumovozyma castellii is the source of this 1038-nucleotide messenger RNA. It is a transcript of the gene RNR4, whose product is annotated as ribonucleotide-diphosphate reductase subunit RNR4. The transcript has a single exon. The record is from RefSeq and is a predicted model, not a curated record. Lineage: Eukaryota; Fungi; Ascomycota; Saccharomycetes; Saccharomycetales; Saccharomycetaceae. Bases 1 to 1038 code for a protein of 345 amino acids.